Molecule: messenger RNA, 408 nt
Organism: Microthlaspi erraticum
Lineage: Eukaryota; Viridiplantae; Streptophyta; Magnoliopsida; Brassicales; Brassicaceae
Source: the annotation of a GenBank genome assembly
AUGCUCACUCUCCUCAAUCUCUUGAUUGAUCUCUUCACCCUCUUCUUCACUUGGGGAGUCAUCAUUCUCCUCAUGUGGGAUGUUCACCCCAAUUUCAAACUCUCCUGCUUCGCUCUCACUGCUGAGAGGAUCAUUCCUUCUUUUGGUUCUCCUUUCUUCCCUCACCCUCUCAACCUCUUCUAUGUCCUCCUUGGAGGAUCUCUGAAUACGAUAAAGAGAACGGUAAAGUACCUAUGCCCAGCAGAGAUAAUCCCACCAUAUAUAGAAGUAGAUCUCAGCGAACUGGACGUUGGACAAAAGCUAGCAACGGGAGACCUCAAGGUUCAUCCGGCGCUAACGCUUUUACUGGGCAAAGACGAACCUGUUGUUAAGAUCGCCGGAGGACGUGUCACUGACCAAAAGAAAUAA